Molecule: messenger RNA, 4209 nt
Organism: Emericellopsis cladophorae
Lineage: Eukaryota; Fungi; Ascomycota; Sordariomycetes; Hypocreales; Bionectriaceae
Exons: 11
Coding region: 1-4209 (1402 amino acids)
Biological process (GO): meiotic cell cycle; regulation of DNA-templated transcription
Cellular component (GO): nucleus
Molecular function (GO): zinc ion binding; DNA-binding transcription factor activity, RNA polymerase II-specific; RNA polymerase II transcription regulatory region sequence-specific DNA binding
Source: RefSeq, a predicted model, not a curated record
AUGGCCGAUCGCAAACCAGGACCGAAGAAUGGCGUGCCCAAGCCCGGUGUGGAUUCCAAGAGGGAGAAUGGACGGGAGGAUGGCAAGUCUCCUAAGAAGAGGCGCAAAGUGAACCAUGCCUGCGUGUAUUGUCGCAGAUCCCACAUGACCUGUGAUCUUGAACGCCCGUGCACACGUUGCAUCAAACGAAACAUUGGCCACCUCUGCCAUGACGAGCCCCGAGAAAGCGAGACCAAGAAGCCAAAGGCCGCCUCGACGUCCCAGUCGCGCCACCCUCUGCCGCCGCCGCCUCCACACCCCGAUGACAACGUGAUGGAUACGCCGUCCGAGAUGGGGAGGAGCAGUAUCUCGAGCAACAUGGGCCCGCCACCCACGACGUACGACACUGGCCGGCCAAGGACGUCGAGCGGUGGAUUCGCGGGAGGGGCGUUGCCGGCAUCGCUCCCUAUUGUGCAACAGCAACAGGCUACUGGAUUACAGGGAAGGGACGAGGGCAGCGGAAGCAACUCCAAUCAAUGUUUCUCCGAUGCAUGGAUGACGGCCCAGAACUUUGAGGGCAUGAACAGCUUCAAUCCGAAUUACAUGAUCACGCCCGAGGUCACGCACGAAUUCAACCUCCUCAAUGAUUUCCUACACACGAGUCUGCUCGACGACAAUGGCAUACCGCCUGACGAGGCACAGCAGGCGUUUCGACAAGUGCCCAACCAGGACAUGCUGCCUCAGUUCCUGACAGACAGCGCGAUGCAGGCCGCAGGCAAGACCCCCACGGGCGCCAUGCUGCCGCCCCCGACGGUGGAUGGGAACACGGCCAAUAAGCCAGCGAGCGCGCUGCUGGGCGAUAAGGACAAGACGCGCGAGUAUUAUCUGCAGGCCGCCGAUCCGUCAGGAAACGACAACCCCGAGGAACGCAUGGGCCGCGUGCUCCGCGCCAAGUACGACGCUGGCCUGUUGAAGCCGUUCAACUACAUCAAUGGGUACGCGCGGCUGGGCAAAUACCUCGACGGGCACAUUGCGCCCUCCUCCAAACAAAAGAUUCUGCGCACCAUGACACAGUUCCGACCAAAGUUCCGCGAGAAGGCGCAGGGAUUGACGGACAUGCAGCUGGUCUAUGUCGAGAUGUGGUUCGAGCGGCAGCUGAUGGACUAUGACCGUGUGUUUGCGAGCAUGGCCGUGCCCGCGUGUUGCUGGCGACGCACGGGCGAGAUCUUUCGCGGGAACAAGGAGAUGGCCGAGCUGAUCCACGUGCCGGUGGAUAAAUUACGAGAUGGCAAAAUUGCGUUGCAUGAGAUUUUGACGGAAGAGAGCAUGGUGCGUUAUUGGGAGGAGUUUGGCACAAUUGCAUUUGACCCCGCGCACGAGACGCUGCUUACGGCGUGCUCGUUGAAGAGUCCGGAUGACGGCUCGAAUCACCCCGUGGUGAAAUGCUGCUUCUCUUUCACGAUCAAGAGGGAUGAGCACAAGUUCACAGCACAUGCACUUCUCGAUACAUCGACCGCCCAUGCAGAAAAAGCCAUGCCCCGACAAAUUCAAGAUCCCGCCGCUCUUGGCCGUGAACGCAAAGCGCAGACUAUCAUCGACUUCACGAAAGACGCCAUAGCCCAGCUUCCCCGCGUAGCGGGGAACGAAGACAUCCUCACAGCCGACAUCAGCCACCAGCUCCACGUCAUCGCAUCGCUCUCCCAAAAGCCGCUGCAGCAUCACAUUGCCCGAUCACUCGAGAUAGAAGGCAGGGACCUGUGGAAUCUCUGCAUCAAGCUCAAGCGCGAGCGAAAAGCGAUCAAGAUAUUGCCAAAGGCACGGCUGCUUGCCUUUCAUGUGCUGGAGCUAGGUCGUCUAGGCGUUGAACCCAAUCGAGGACGGGCGGGAGCUGUCGAUGGAGUUGUAUAUUUGCUGGGACUCCUUCUGACACUUGGACGGAUUUGUCUCGCCGAAAAUGAUCUAGAAAGUGGCAGGAUCGCCUUGCAAAAAGGCGCACUUUACGUCGACAAGCUCAAGUCCCUGCAAGGCGGCAACACGGCGGGGAGAAGGAGCCUGGAAGCUGGUCAUAUCACCUUGCACAUGGCGCUCUCCUGGCGAGAAGGGAAGUUGGACGUGGCGGAGCACAUGUUCGGCAAAGCCAAAGACCUCAUCGGCAACCUGGAAGCCACGUCGGCCGAAGACAUGGCAGACACGCUACGGCAUAUUGGUGCAGAUAUCUCCGACAAGAAAGACUACGCCAUGGGAACGAAAUGGCUAUGGCGAGCAUACAACGUGAUCAACACACCUCCACUUGAUCAUUUAAGCACGGAUGGAUUGGACAGCCGGCUCGCUAUCUGUCAGAGCCUCGUGCAAAGCCUUCUCGGCAUGAACACCCCGGAAGCAACAGCCGAGGCGAACGAUCUCGUGGCGUACGUGGAGUCGGAAAUCGGGGACAAGCCCAUUGUCUUGCACUGGCGACUCGAGAUUCUGCAAAAAUCGCCAUCGGAGGGUUUUCAACCAGCACCGUACGCAAGCAUACUGAGAAGAAUGGUCCGGGCGUUCGACUUCACGCAGCAGACACUCGAAUUCCUACUCCACCAUGUCAAGAAAUUGAGUGAGAACAGCGUGAGCCUGGCUUGCGGCGUGAUGGACGAGUUGAUUACACAAAUAGUACUCCAGACAAAACAGUCGGCUUGGAUAGACAAGACGGUUGUCAGGAGGGUGUGGAUGAGCACGAUGGCCACGGACGGCGCUGAGAGCGACAUGGAGAAGCUGGCCACAAUGUUGGAUGUGGUGCUCGCGAGCUCGGCAGAGCCCCUGAGCAUGGACGUGGCCGGCGCUGCACAAUCACUUAUAUGGAAAAAAAUCGAGGCAGCCUUUGUCCGAAAACAAUACGCUGCUACCAACUCAUGGUGUCGCGUGGCUCUUCAUGGCCUCUUUGCCAAUUGUGGCAGCUCGAACAAGGCUAAGUUUGGCCGCAAGCGCAUGCUCUGCGCCUUGGAGCUGAAUGACUUGGACGCCGCUCGGAGUUCAUUCUCUGCUAUGGAACCCGCAGUCCAGAGCGAGCCUUUAAGUCAGUAUUUGUUCUUCAAGACUGCCUUGCGCUCGUGGGAUACCGAGGCAGCGUGCCAAAGUAUCGUGAAUCUCGCCGAGGGCACCACGCACCAAUCCGGACAGGAUUUGCUUCUGCGCCUCAUCACCAUGCUGAAGGCGGAACGGAGCCCUUUGAGAAAAAGAAGCCGGGACGAGCUGGAGGGGCAGGAGACGCCGGAUCUAUUCGUUGAGGAUGCCUGCGUUCUGUUUGAACUGGGUAAGCCUGUCAUGUCGCCCUUCAAAGUUGUGCUAACCCUCAUGAAAGCCGCCGAACGAGCGCGGCUGACACUGAAGAAUCGCCAUGGAGACAAGAUCCUCACGGUGCCGGAGUUACACUGGUUCCGCAAGAAUUCCUACAACAUGGGUGUGGCCGCAUGCACGAGUGCAUCCUGGACAUUGAGCGAUGUGGUUCGAAUUUUCGCCGCCUGCCUGGUGUUUUGUGGUUCUUACCCAGAGGACAUCCCCCAGCAAGACAGGGACGACGUGCAUGUGAUGAGUCUACGGAGUCACUUUGUCCUUGCUUCGGCUCUGGUUUCGCUGGCAAGGACAAAGGACAGUAUCGAAGAGAGCCUACAGCGGUAUCUUGAAACUCGGAAGCACGUAGCGGCUUUUGAUGGUUUACUAGAGAAUGCCUCUGAUCAGCAGCACGUAAUCAUGGCAGACCUGCGAGCCAAAGCCUCAACACUAUCCGAGUCGUGUCGGGAUGAGUCGUGCCUCAAAGCGAUGGGCGACUGUCUGCUCCGAAGUGAAGCACCAGCACGAGUUCUGUACACAACGUUACGCCUUCUCAUCAAUUCCUUGCACACCCUGUCGCCCAUGAAUGCAAGUCUUCUCACAAAGUACAUCCGCACGCUAUUUCACGCUAUGCUGCCACUAGAUGACACGUUGGCCCUCACACUCAUAGAUCAAGCCGUCGAGAUUGCCGCCGAGGUGAAAACAUUACCCAAGACGGAGUUGGAAUGGCUGGUCGCCAGGACAUUCAACCAUGCCAUUGACUAUUACGCCAGGGGUGAGGAAGAGGACUGCCGCAUUUGGGCGAGGAAGGGCAUGGCUCUGGCGGGCGCGAUGAGCGAUGGAGGGGUUUUACGGACUAUGCUGGAGGAGAGAUUCGCAAAGUUGCGAUUUGACGAGUCUGCAAGAAAGAGGGGGUCGAGGUAA